This is a messenger RNA of Aureobasidium pullulans EXF-150, 1944 nucleotides long. RefSeq lists its product as uncharacterized. The transcript is spliced from 3 exons. The record is from RefSeq and is a predicted model, not a curated record. NCBI's taxonomy places the organism in Eukaryota, Fungi, Ascomycota, Dothideomycetes, Dothideales, Saccotheciaceae. Gene Ontology annotation, biological process: DNA-templated transcription; regulation of DNA-templated transcription. Gene Ontology annotation, molecular function: zinc ion binding; DNA-binding transcription factor activity, RNA polymerase II-specific; DNA binding. The coding region runs from base 123 to 1910 and encodes 595 amino acids.
GAUCGCUUGUAGGUUUUAUUGGCACUGGCAAUACUUGGAUUGCCUCCUGCCUAAACACCUACACCACUUCGUCACCAACCAACGGGCCUACUUUCAUCACAUUUUAUAUUUGGCGAGGUUUGAUGCCAUUGAUGAUGCCUGACUCGACCGGUCCCGCCACGUCUACUGUCAAGCGCGCAUGCGAUUGUUGCCACAAGAGAAAGGUCAAAUGCAUUGGUGAUGGUACUCGACCUUGCAAGAACUGCACGGCAGCUGGCCUGACCUGCACAUACAAUGCCAUUCCACAAAAGAAGGGUCCCAAGGGUAGCAGAGCAAAGGUCAUCUCUGAGCUCCGCGAAACACAAAGGCAGUCGCAAUUGGCAGCUCGUGCUAGACAUGGUUUGGGAUUCGAGGCUUCACAAUACGCCAAUGCCUUCUCAAGGACACCGGACUUGCUUUCCAUGGAGCUCAUCACGUCAUGUGUCGAUUACUUCUUCGCAAACAUGUACCCAACGCAGCCCAUCUUACACCGCCAGAAGGUUGGCGAGACGAUAGGAAAGAUGGAGAACUCGGUUGAAGCCUACUGUCUGGUCGUCUCUCUCUGCUCGUACAUGCUCAUCCAACCAAACACCAAGCUCCCAGCUGGCAUCGUACCGGACGCCGAGGCACCGAAUGCCCAUCUCAACUUGGGUAUGACACUCUUGGAUGAAGCCAUUCGUGUUCGCAAGGGAUACGACUACAUUGAGAGCCCUGGGAUCUGGUCCGUCAUUACAUCGUUCUUCUUCUUCGGCGCACAUUUCUGUUUGGACAAGCACAACACCGCAUGGUUCCACCUUCGCGAGGCAACAACGUUAGCUCAGAUCAUGGGCAUGCAAGACGAGAACCACUACAGCCAAGGCGAUCUUAUUGAGAGCUCGAGACGCAGAAGGCUGUACUGGCUUCUGUUCAUUACCGAAAGAGCAUAUGCCAUCCAACGCCACCGCCCCCUGACCCUGCACGCCACCAUCAACCUCCCUACUCUCAACGACGAUCCGGCAGAAACAGUCGAGCUCAGUGGGUUCAUCCACCUCGUCACACUCUUCAAGCCCUUCGACGACACAUUCGUUGGACUCUGGAACAAGGCUCGUGUUGGUUGCUCGACCGAGUGGCUAGCAAGAUUGCAAAACCAGCUUUCAGAAGCACUCCCGGCAUACCUCCACAGCACCGAAAGCCAGGCUGUCGAUUUGAGAACAUCUCAACAAUGGCUCCGAACAAUGGUGUGGCAGCUGUCCAUCAGUCACGGAUAUCUGUCAUCAGCCGCCGCAGACAGUGCCAUGAGCUUCAAGUACCCCAUUGAAAUUUCAAGAGACUUGAUUGCGGCAACAAGUGGCUUCUCCCAAGCUGCCAUGGAAGUUCACGGCAUUGGGCUUGUCGAGAAGCUCUUCGAUGUCGCAUGCACCUUGACCGAUGUCAUGUCUUGCGUACCUUUCGAGCAACACACCUUCGAAUACGGUCCUCGCGAUUACCUCAACCAGUUCCUCUCCCUCAUAUCGACUCUUCGUGGUGGCCAACAACGCUACCUGCCCUUGCUCCUUUCCAAGAUCAACGAUACCCUACCUCAGAUGCCCACACCAGGCUUCAGCAUGGUCCAGAUGCCUGGCGGUCGCGGUAGAAUUGAUGAGAUUUACGACAGCAGCAACCCUGCUAGCGGUGACUCGACACCCUUCGGAGGCAGCCCACCACCUCAACCCGUUGGCCCUCAGCUUUUCCAAUCAGCCUACCCCGACGACUUCAAGCUUCCUGGACCUACAAGCAACGGUUUCCCUAUGAUGACAUCUGCACCAACAUACUCUGGAAUGCAAACGCCGGCACAAUUGCAGGCUGCAUACCAAAACUCUCGCAACGCAUACUCUGGUCUAGGAGGCCAGUCUGGAUUCGAUCACAACCCCUGAGCUUGGGGAUUACCGAAUGGAGACAUUGUUAGCA